Molecule: messenger RNA, 408 nt
Organism: Entamoeba dispar SAW760
Lineage: Eukaryota; Evosea; Mastigamoebida; Endamoebidae
Product: U2 snRNP component IST3, putative
Exons: 2
Coding region: 1-408 (135 amino acids)
Biological process (GO): mRNA splicing, via spliceosome
Cellular component (GO): U2 snRNP; precatalytic spliceosome; catalytic step 2 spliceosome
Molecular function (GO): RNA binding
Source: RefSeq, a predicted model, not a curated record
AUGAGUUCAUACCAAAGAAGACAAAAAAAUAUUAGUAAAUUAUCAGAACAAGAUUUAGAAUAUAGUUGCAAAUAUGAAGACUCUUGGCACUAUAAAUAUAAAAACAAUAAUGAAAUUUAUAUUGGUGGUAUUGCAAAUGAGUUAAAUGAAGGAGAUAUAAUUAUUGUUUUUUCACAAUUUGGAGAAGUUAUUGAUAUCAACAUGCCAUGGAACAAUGACGAAGAUGAGCACAAAGGAUUUUGUUUUCUUAAAUAUAAAGAUCCAAGAAGUUGUGUAUUAGCUAUUGAUAAUUUUAAUGGGAUUGAAUUAAAUGGAAGAAGACUAACGGUUGACCAUUCUGAGUCACAAGAACAAAAAAAUAUAGAUCAAACAAUUGGGAAGUUUAUAUCUCAAAAACCACAUAAUUAA